AUUUGCACUUUACGCGUUGACAGACCAAAGCGUGGAACCCACAAGGCAGCAGCUAAUGAUAAAACAUGAAGUUUUGUAUACAACUGUUGCUACUGUUGCCGCUGUGGUUUAGUUUGAAAGUCAAGGGCGAUGCAGUCGAAGUCAUUGAAUUGAGCAGCAAUUGGAGCAUAUCUAAUCAGAAUGGCUCAAUAAGUCAAGUGGUCAAGACGUUGCCUUCCGGUGUUUAUAGCGCGCUCUAUGGCGAUGAAAUACUCAAAUCCUAUAAUGAUAUUAAUAUGCGCUGGAUAGCGUAUGACAACUGGACAUAUACCAAAAGUUUUCCACUUGAUAUGGAUCACUUUAAGCAUGUGCGCUGCUUUAAUCUAACCUUCCAUGGCGUGGAUACCAUAGCUGAAAUACGUUUGAAUCGCCGACUGCUUGGACGCACUAAUAAUAUGUUUGUGCGUUAUACUUACGAUGUUAGCAAAUUGCUGCAAAACGAUAAUGUGCUGGAGGUGGAGUUUACAUCGCCGGUUUGGUCUGCGCUAAGCAAGGCCAGACAGCUGGAGGCAGCUGGUCGCGCAGUGCCGCCAGCUUGUCCGCCUGGGCGCUAUCAUGGUGAGUGUCAUAUGAAUAUGCUGCGCAAAAUGCAGGCAAGCUUUGCCUGGGAUUGGGGACUGGCAGCGCCUUCAAUGGGUCUGUGGAAAUCAGUGCAGCUGGAAAUGUAUGAAGUGGCGCUUAUACGUGAUGUGGAUGUGGACAUGAGUCGCAAUGACACGCACUGGAAUCUGCAUAUGAGCGUCUUUAUGGACGUGCAGGGCAAGCAAAACUUUAACGCUGAGCUGGUGUUCUAUGCAGUUGAGCUGCUAAGCGAGCCAGUGGUCAUCAACUACACCUCACGGCCCAUUAGCUAUCUGUCACCGGUAAUUGUAUUCGAUCAGGCAGUGCCAAUUGACAAAGUUGAGCUAUGGUGGCCCAAUGGCUAUGGCCAGCAAAAGCUUUAUCCGCUGCACUUUGCGCUCAAUGCGUGGCUGGGCAGCGGCGUAGCGGAAAUACGCGCCAAGUCAAAGUCGCAAAAGUCAGUGCGCGUGGGUUUUCGCACACUGGAGCUGGUGCAGCAGCCAGCAGCGGAUGCUCAGGGCAAUACUUUUAUGUUUCGCGUUAAUGGCGUGGACAUAUUUAUGAAGGGCAGCAACUAUAUACCAUCGCAUAUACUGCCAGAGCUGAUGACAAGUGAAAUGAAUCGCACUGCUUAUUUGCUGGAGUCUGCUAAGGAGGCACACAUGAAUAUGCUGCGCGUUUGGGGUGGCGGCAUUUAUGAAUCGGAUGAGUUCUAUGAUAUAGCUGACAGUUUGGGUUUGCUUAUAUGGCAGGACAUGAUGUUUGCCUGUGCCAUGUAUCCUACAAGCGAAGAUUUUCUUGCCUCAGUGCGUGAGGAAGUGCGUCAGAAUGCCAAACGACUAUCACAUCAUGCAAGCGUCGCUAUAUUCGUUGGUAAUAAUGAAAAUGAAGCAGCUCUAGUGCAGAAUUGGUAUCAAACGAAUGAUGAUCGGCAACGCUUUGAAGCUGAAUAUCGACAGCUCUAUCUAGGCAAUGUGCUGCAUGAACUGAAGCUGGUGUCGCAUAGUGCACGCCCAGAGCCGUUGGUAUCAUCGCCCUCCAAUGGCAAAGCUAGCGAGCAGCAUGAGUACAUAUCACCCAAUCCGCAGGAUACGCACAAUGGCGAUGUGCAUUACUAUAAUCAUCUAGCUGAUGCCUGGGACACUUCAUUAUAUCCACGUGGUCGUUUUGCCAGCGAAUAUGGCUUUCAAUCGCUGCCCAGAUAUACAGCCUGGACACGCAUACAAAACAAGGAAGAUGAGCUGUCUGCACUAAUGUCGCAUCGUCAGCAUCAUCCGCUUGGCAUGUUGCCCAUUACCACGCUAGUGAGCAGCCAUCUGCCAUUGCCACUGCCAGAUGAUACAACCUAUGAGCAAGCGCUCAUCUACUUGAGUCAAGUAGCUCAAGCGCUGGCCACCAAACUGGAGACUGAGCUUUAUCGCAGUCUGCGCGAUACGCAGCAUAAUACAAUGGGCGCGCUUUAUUGGCAGCUCAAUGAUGUGUGGAUAGCGCCCUCUUGGUCUAGCAUUGACUUUAAUGGCAACUGGAAGGUGCUGCACUAUUGGGCGCGUGACUUUAUGGCGCCCAUUGCUAUUGUCGCCUUGUAUGAUAAGCCCAGCAAGGCUUUGAACAUCUCUUUAAUCUGUGAUCAGCUGCAGGUGAAUACGGACGACUUAAGCGUAGUGGCCAAUAUACAUUUGUGGUCGCAGCUGCUGCCGCGUAAUUCAACGCAGUGGCCUGUUACCUUACGUCCCAAUGGCGUGCACUAUGAUAAGAUUAUACCUUUGAAGCAAAUGCUAAAUGGUGAAUUCAAUGAGCACAAUGCGUAUUUGGAGUUUCAGCUGCGUCGCCAGGAGGAGCUGCUAGCACGCACUUAUUAUUUUCCAAGCAGUUUAGCAAGUGCUGUGGGCAUUAGCGAUCCACAACUGGAGAUUGAAAUAUCCUCCAAGUUCUGCCUGCAAACUACAACUGGUGUGCGCAAUAGUCUUAGUUUAACCAUCACUGUUAGGCGUCCUGCUGUCUUUGUCUAUCUGGAGCUCACCUACUAUCCAUAUCGUCAUAAGUUCUCGGAGAAUGGUUAUAUACAAAAUACACCCGUGCAUGUUGUCUAUGUAACCGUUGAGGCUCCCUCUUGCCUGCGCGUUUGGUUCAAAUCCUUCUUUAGCAUACUAACUGUUAAUGACUUUAUGAAAAGGCAACACUGAUGCGCGAAAAAAACACAUAUAAUCUUAUUUGUAGCUUAAGUUAAUAACAAAUCAAUAAAUAGCAUAGCAAUAAGUACAAUCCAAACGCAGACUUGG
Molecule: messenger RNA, 2879 nt
Organism: Drosophila busckii
Lineage: Eukaryota; Metazoa; Arthropoda; Insecta; Diptera; Drosophilidae
Gene: beta-Man
Product: beta-mannosidase
Exons: 10
Coding region: 66-2783 (905 amino acids)
Biological process (GO): glycoprotein catabolic process
Molecular function (GO): beta-mannosidase activity
Source: RefSeq, a predicted model, not a curated record